Molecule: messenger RNA, 2069 nt
Organism: Lacerta agilis (Sand lizard)
Lineage: Eukaryota; Metazoa; Chordata; Lepidosauria; Squamata; Lacertidae
Product: zinc finger protein RFP-like
Exons: 8
Coding region: 17-1465 (482 amino acids)
Molecular function (GO): protein binding
Source: RefSeq, a predicted model, not a curated record
AGCAGCAGCAGCAGCCAUGGCGUCCGGGGAUCCCUUGCAGGGGCUCCGCGAGGAGGCGACUUGCUCCAUCUGCCUGGAUUACUUCGCGAGCCCGGCCACCAUCGACUGCGGCCACAGCUUCUGCCGAGCCUGCCUCGUCCAGUACUGGGCAGAGUCCGGCGCGGGCCCCUCCUGCCCUCAGUGCAGGGAAGCGACCCAGCAAAAGAUCCUCCGGCCCAACUUGCAGCUGGCCAACCUGGUGCAGCUGGUCAGGCAGCUCAAGGCGGACGCGGGAGAGGACGCGGGAGAAGCGAGCCCGGCCUCCUGCAGCGACGACCCAGCCCUGCUCUGGGCGGAGGGCGACCGAUCCAAGGGGGAUCAGCCGGCCCACCACGACUCCUCUCUCGCAGAAGAGGCUUCCCUGCAGUAUAAGAGGAAGAUCAAGUCCCACCUGACAUAUCUGAAAAAGGAGAGAGAAAAGCUGGUGAACCUGAAACUUGCUGAAGAGCUGGGGAGACAGGAGUGUCUGAUGUUGUUUGAAACGGAGAAGAAGAAAGCCCGGUCUGCCUUUGAGCGAAUGCAGCAGUUCCUUGUGGAGAAACAGCACCUCUGGCUAGGCCAGCUCGAAGAUCUGGAGAAAGCGAUGGAGAGGAAGCAGGAGGAGAACCUCACCAAACUCUCCGAGGAGAUUUCCCGGCUCAACGAGCUGAUUGCGGAGAUGAAAUGGAAGUACCUGCAGCCCGCCAGCGAAUUGUUACAGGACACCGGAAGUUCCUUAAGCAGGUACGAGAAGAAUUUGGGAGGGCAUGCGGUGGUCCUUUCUCCGAGGCUGGAAGAGAAGCUCAGAGUUUUCUCGCAGAAAAAUGCUGCUUUGGAGAAGGCUAUGGAGAACUAUAAAGAAUCUCUGGAGCAAGUUCUGCAACCAGCAGAUUAUUUGAAGCAAACCUUGCAGAAAGCGAAUGUGACUCUGGAUCCGGACACGGCCCACCCCUUCCUCAUUCUGUCUCAGGACCUGAAGGGCGUGCGAAGAGUUCAGAGGGAGCAGGACCUGCCUUUCAACCCCGAGAGAUUUGACACCAUGCCCUACGUGCUGGGCUGCGACAGAUUCACUUCGGGAAGGCACUGGUGGGAGGUGGAGGUGUGGGGCAAGGCCACGUGGGCCGUGGGGGUGGCCACGGAGUCAGUCAGGAGGAAGGGGGGCGUCGACAUCAGCCCCCACCAGGGGAUUUGGGCCAUGGGGAAGCCGCCCUGUUACUCCCCCUCCCCCUGCCAGUUCUUGGCUUUUACUUCCCCUCAGACAACUGACCUGACCUUGAGGAGAGAGCCCAGGAAGAUCCGCGUGGCCCUGGAUUGCGAGGCGGGCUGCGUGGAGUUUUCCGACGCCGACACGGAGGAAUUCAUCUUCGCUUUCCCUCCCAGAUCGUUCUUCGGGGAGAAAAUCCGGCCCUUUCUGCAGGUGUGCUGCGACGUCAGCUUGAAAUGCUGAAGGCCGCCGUGAAACGCUAACUUAUACGGGGCCACCGCCCUGAGAGGAGCAAAUUCUCUCUGGAACUCGCCUGAGGGGCUACAGGCCUGCUGGGUUUUCCCCAGGGAAAACUUCUCCGUUCUAGAUGGCAAGAUUCUUCCAUCUGCAGAAAAGAAGAGGCAGCAAAUGGAAACAGCCUGGGUUUGAGGGUCCCUUUCGUUAACAUUCUUUGAAAUGAUCAUUCUAAACAAAUUAGGAAGAAGAAGCAGCUCCAAAUAGGUUAAAGGGGGUAUUGAUCCUGGGACAUGAAAGGCUUUAUCUCCGAGUGGGUGGUUGUCCAACUUUGGUCCCCACCUUGCGCUCAACUCUCACCUGUGGCUCCUGUCAGCCUGGGACAGCGGCCACACCCCGAGAACGGCUUCAACAGGCCGACUAAAAACCAGGUGAGGGGAGCCAAUGGGUCUCAAACCCCUCGGUGAGUUAGGGACUUCUCCUGCGCGUGAAGGCAGGCUCCAGUGGAUUGAGCAGAGGAGACCAAGAGUGGAUCCGGUGGUCUAGAACAGUGUUCCCCAACCUUCGGCCUUUAGCUGUUUUUGGACUACAGCUCCCAUCAUCCCUAGCUAGC